AUGCAGGAUAUCAAUAAACUGCUCAUCGAGAAUAUUCUACCAAGCAGUGUCGCGUGUAAAUUCCUGGCGCCGGAUAGACCAGUCAAUGAAUUGUAUGCACGUCAGCAUGAGAACGUUUGUGUGAUGUUCGCUUCCAUACCAAAUUUCAAAGAUUUCUGGAGCCAGUGGGACACUAGUCGGAAGCUGGAAUGCUUACGACUUCUAAACGAAAUCGUGUGUGAAUUCGAUAAAAAUCGCAAGACAAUUCCGCUGCAUGGGGUCCACUUUUAUAUGCCAAAGAAGGAGAGCACGAUGCUUGCAUUAUUUGAACUCGAAUAUGGCGGCAGAGUAAGCUCCUCUCAAGCCGAAGCUUCUCUUCCCAUAGAGAAAUUGCAAGAACCGUUCCAGCUACGUUACAUGGCAUGCCGCUGUCUAAACGAAAUGGAAGCCAGACCUUGA
Messenger RNA from Cooperia oncophora, 438 nucleotides. NCBI's taxonomy places the organism in Eukaryota, Metazoa, Nematoda, Chromadorea, Rhabditida, Trichostrongylidae. The record is from the annotation of a GenBank genome assembly.